UAUAGCAACUGGAUGCCGCUCCUCUGAAUCUGACUUCUCAAAUUGCGUGUUGAGUUGCAAGCACAAGGAUUCACGCGGUCUAUACUUAGCUCUCCUAAACGUCAAAGUCUGCGGCGAGACACGAGCUGUUUUAGUCUGUGAUAUUAUUUUAAAACUUUUAACGCAUUCCUUUAAAUCAUUUGAACGCUGGAGGAUUGUGUUUAAAUGUAUGUUUUUAGGAAUAUCAAUUGAAGAGCGCGAAUGGGAUGUGUUUUGGAUUUAAAAUAAGAAGAACUGAGACUGUUAUGGGCCAGUAAUGUUUAUGAAAUUGUGAUAAUAAGAGAAACGUGGGACACGCAAUUUCGAGGAAGCGAUUUAUUAAUGCAUCGGUUCAUACAACUGUGUGAACUAAGAAAAUGGCACUGGGAAUGAUUUCAUUUUUGGCUCUCUGCAUCUUUUGUACUCAAGUGCCACUUGGCCAAACUGGAUGUGCUGAAGUAGACUCCAUGACAGAAGCUGUGGCUGGCGAAAGCUUUCUGUUGGGUUGUAUUUCUUGCAAAAGGAGAGAAGAAGUGCCUGGUUCUGCUAUUGUUGAUUGGCACUACAAAGCAGCUGGAUCUGAGGAGUUUAUCCAUAUUUUUCAAUAUGAGUAUAAUAACCCCACCAUUCUUCAUGAAAACUUUGAGGGAAGAUUAGAGUGGCAAGGAACUAUGGGGACAAAGGAUGUGCAAACUGGCUCUGUCUUUAUUCACAAUGUCACAUAUAAUGACACUGGGACUUACCUCUGUACCUUCCAACGUACGCUGCACCUUCCUCUGAAUGAGGAACAUGUGGUAAUAAGUAAAGAGGUGGAACUCACAGUUGUGGAAAAAGCAAACCCUGAGCUGACGGCUGUGAUUUCUGAGAUCAUGAUGUACGUGUUGAUCACAGUUCUGCAGCUGUGGAUGAUCGGAGUGCUGAUUUACUGCUAUAGGAAGAUCUAUGCUGAGAACGAAGCUCGAGAGGCCAAAAAAGCUGCACGCUCUCAAAACAAGCUCAUUGAGCUGAAAGACCCUUGUGAUGGCAUUUAUUUGGAAUAACUACAGUUUUGUAGAUAGAGCGCUUGGACCUGGACCUGGACCUGAGGCUGAGGCUGGGGCUGGGGCUGGCGAAGGAACUGUAGGAACACGUAGAGCUGCUGAAAAACAAGAUCAAGUUAAUGAUUCUCUUACAGUAAAUCUCCACGUUGCACAUGCAAACACAUAAUAAAGAAUACAGCUAAUUAUUAUUA
This is a messenger RNA of Onychostoma macrolepis, 1249 nucleotides long. RefSeq lists its product as uncharacterized. Bases 396 to 1058 code for a protein of 220 amino acids. Gene Ontology annotation, molecular function: sodium channel regulator activity. Gene Ontology annotation, cellular component: voltage-gated sodium channel complex. Lineage: Eukaryota; Metazoa; Chordata; Actinopteri; Cypriniformes; Cyprinidae. The transcript is spliced from 6 exons. Gene Ontology annotation, biological process: sodium ion transport; cardiac muscle cell action potential involved in contraction; regulation of heart rate by cardiac conduction. The record is from RefSeq and is a predicted model, not a curated record.